Perognathus longimembris pacificus (Pacific pocket mouse) is the source of this 1485-nucleotide messenger RNA. RefSeq names its product chromobox 8 (gene Cbx8). Lineage: Eukaryota; Metazoa; Chordata; Mammalia; Rodentia; Heteromyidae. The transcript is spliced from 5 exons. Bases 77 to 1210 code for a protein of 377 amino acids. The record is from RefSeq and is a predicted model, not a curated record.
AGUAUUAUGGGCUGUCGCGCGCUGGCUGCUGCUUUUCUGCUCCUGGAAGCGGCCGAGGGGGAAGCGGCGGGUCGACAUGGAGCUCUCGGCGGUGGGGGAGCGGGUGUUCGCGGCCGAAGCCCUCCUCAAGCGGCGCAUACGGAAAGGACGCAUGGAAUACCUCGUGAAAUGGAAGGGCUGGUCGCAGAAAUACAGCACAUGGGAGCCGGAAGAAAACAUCCUCGAUGCCCGGCUGCUCGCAGCCUUUGAGGAAAGGGAACGAGAGAUGGAGCUCUAUGGCCCCAAAAAACGAGGACCCAAACCUAAAACCUUCCUUCUCAAGGCCCAGGCCAAGGCCAAAGCCAAAACGUACGAGUUCCGAAGUGACUCCGCGAGGGGGAUCAGGAUCCCCUACCCCGGCCGCUCCCCGCAGGACCUGGCCUCCGCCUCCCGGGGCCGGGAGGGCCUUCGGAACAUGGGUUUGUCUCCCCCGGGGAGCAGCAGCAGCACCAGCAGCACCUGCCGCGCAGAACCCCCUCGCGAGCGGGACCGAGAACGCGAGCGGGACCGGGAAAGGGAGCGAGAAAGAGAACGGGAACGGGCCGCCAGCCGCGUGGAUGACAAACCCAGCUCGCCAGGGGACAGCUCUAAGAAACGAGGCCCCAAGCCCCGGAAGGAGCUUCUGGACUCCUCGCAGAGGUCCCUAGGAGAGUCCAGCGAUGGCCUGGGAGAGUACCUGAAGGGCAGGAAGCUGGACGACCUCCCUCCCGGGACAGGAAAGUUCCCCGCGGGCCACAGUGUGAUCCAGCUGGCCCGAAGGCAGGACUCCGACCUGGUGCAGUGUGGUUUGACCAGCCCCGGUGCAGCCGAGGCGGUGGGCAAGUUGGCUGUGGACACAUUCCCAGCCAGGGUCAUCAAACACAGGUCUGCCUUCCUGGGGGCCAAAGGCCAGGGUGCCCUGGAUCCUGGUGGCCCCCGGGUUCGGCCGGGGUCGGGCACCCCAGGCUCUGUGGGGAGCUUGUAUCGGGACAUGGGGGCCCAGGGGGGAAGGCCCUCCCUCAUCGCCAGAAUCCCAGUGGCCAGAAUCUUGGGGAACCCCGAGGAAGAGUCCUGGAGCCCCUCUCUGACUAACCUGGAGAAGGUGGUGGUCACCGACGUGACCUCAAACUUUCUGACCGUCACCAUUAAGGAAAGUAGCACGGACCAAGGCUUCUUUAAAGAGAAAAGAUGAACUGCUGGCUGGGGCCAGGGUGAGAGCAGGCCAGAGUGAGUGCAAACUUGCCACAGUGCUUUUUUAUUUCUGGAUGGGACGUGGCCCGGUGGCUGGCCCUGUCCCUGAUUUCACACCCCCUCUGCCCCUUUCAUCCCCCCCUCCCUUCCUCCCUCCCUCCCUCCCUCCCCCUCCCCCCCUCAGUUUCGGUUGGAAAAUUAUCUCUAGAGUUAUAUUUUCUAUUAGAUGUAAAUAUGUUAUUUAAGAAAAAUAUCUAAAUAUAUAUAUUUCAGCUC